AAACCGCCACUCGCCUCUCUCUCUCUCUCUCUCUAUUUUUUCUUUUCCCCUUUCUUUUUUCUUUUUAAAUUUUGGGGGUUCAAAUUUAUCCGCUUUCCACAUCCUUCUCCGGCGAAAAUGCCGGCAUCGGAGUCCCCCAACCGACCGGAGGAACUGAUCGGCCGGCUGAAAUCGAGCGAGGGAGAAGCAAAAUUGAAAGCCCUAAAAGAGGUGAAGAACCAGAUCAUCGGAAACAGAACCAAGAAGCUUUCUUACAUCAAGCUUGGCGCCGUCCCUACCGUCGUCGGAAUCCUCGCUGAUACAGCGGAAUCCGACGUUUCUCUCCUCGUCCAAUCUGCUGCCGCUAUCGGCAGCUUCGCAUGCGGCGUCGAUGUUGGUGUCAAGGCGGUUCUUGACAGCGGAGCCUUCCCUCACCUGUUUCGUACCCUCUCUAAUCCGGAUGCUAAGGUUGUGGAUGCUGGUGCCCGUUCCCUGAGAAUGAUUUUUCAGUCAAAACUGGCACCAAAAUAUGAUUUCCUUCAAGGAGAAAACAUGGAGUUUCUUAUUUCACUUCUGAACAGUGAUAAUGAGAAUGUUACAGGACUAGGUGCAAGCAUUAUUACACACUCUUGUGGGACAAAUGUAGAGCAAAAGGCAUUGUGUGAUGCUGGAGUUGUACAGAGGCUUAUCUAUCUGCUUGAAGGUUCUUUGAAUCAGAGGGAUGCUAGCUUAGAUUCUCUGGCAGCAAUUGUCAAGAACAACUAUGAUGUCAUCUCAAAGCUUGUGGAACUUGAGGGAGGAACAGUUUUGAGUACUAUAACUGAGUUAACAAAGGACAGGAACCCCCGUACAAGAUUGCUUGCCUGCAUUUGCUUGAUUGUUAUAGGAAAUGCUUUUCCUUGCUAUCUUCAAGACAUCGGAACAAAUACUAAGUUGAUCUUGAUAUUGGUUGAGCUUCUUGAAGAGCCUGAUCAAGUUGGGGAUGAAGCUCCUUUUGCUUUGGCGAAUCUAAUUGCAGACAAGGAGGAUCUACAGAAACUGGCUUUUGAGGUUGAUGCUGUUGAUAGACUUUGCAACUUCUUGCAUAAGGGUUCAGUACAAGUCAAACGUUUACAAGGAAUCUUGCUGGCAUUAGGUGAACUAUGCUCAAAGAUGGAAAUAUGCAGGUCUAGAUUCAUCUCACUGCAGGUCUUGAAUGUGGUAACUGAUGCGAUGAAUCAUGAUAGUCUGGAUGUGCGUAUUGCGGCUUGCAUCUGUAUGAGAAAUAUUUCUCGUUCAGUCAAGAACUUGAGUGCAGGUUGCUUUAUGAAUAAAAUGAUUGUCACUUCUCUGGUGCGACUUUUGAGCGACCCUUCCACCUCAGUCCAGGUUGCAGCUCUUGGUGCUACCAGCAACAUUGUCGUUGAUUUCACAGGCCGUAAGUUAAUUUUCAUCCAGUGUGGAGGUGUGAAAGAGCUUGUUAGGCUAUCCAAAUCAAUGGAUUCUGCCCUGAGGUUAAAUUCUGUCUGGGCUUUGAGGAACUUGAUGUUCCAUGCGGAUAAAACUCGCAGAGAAGACAUUCUUCUGGAGCUGACAUCAUCCACAUUAGUGAGCCUCGUCUGUGAUCCAGAGCCUCUUAUCCAGGAGCAAUCUAUUGCACUUGUACGCAAUCUUGUCGAUGGGUGUAUCAACUGCAUUGAGCAUGUGUUAGCAGAUGAUGGUAAUAUUAUAAAUGCUGUUGGAAGGCAGUUGUGGCGUUCUUUGAAACCAGAAGUCUGCAUACAGGGGAUGUACAUGCUUGGCAAUGUUGCAACUGGGAAUGAGUUCCAUAAAGAAACGGUCAUGCAUCAGCUCCUUCCAGCUGAAGCCAGUGAAUGCUCCCAAUCUUUUGUAAUGAAGUUUUUGCAAAAUAAUGACAGUAGGCUACGCACUGCUGCUGUUUGGUGUGUUGUAAAUCUUACUUAUCCUGAUAGUCCUGGUGCAUCUGAUCGUGUCGGGAGGCUACAGAAUGCAGGCAUAAUUUCUCAAAUAAAGAAAAUGGUUAAUGAUCCCUGCCUGGAUGCAAAGUUUCGAGUAAGAACAGUUCUUGAACAGUGUGUGAUUUCUCAAAGCAGCUCAGCAUAAGAACAGUUCUUGAACAGUGUGAUUUCUCAGAGCAGCUUGGCUUAAUCUCUGUAUAAUUGUUGUUCCCCAAAGGCUAUGAAGUGAAACCAGCUUUGGUUGGUACUGGGGGUGGUGUUGCCCUGAUUUGUAUCAGUGUAUUGAGUGCACCAAGCCUUUGGCACAGGCUUAGGGAGAAAAAAAGGUAUGUUCUACCUUACCAGAAUCAAGUUCUUGAUGUUCCUGAAGGAUUCAUCCCUGCAUUUAUUCUUGCAGGACUUGCAUGUUUUUCAGUUGCUAGUUUAAGCAAUGGAGGAACUUGCUUGUCUGUGUCACACAGGUUCUCGCCAUUUAGGUUAUCCGAUUAAGAUCUACGUAUCUCGGAUCUCAGUAAGUCGGAUAUUUUUGUUGCUACCUGUUGUUGUACUAAGUAACACUGUUGUAAAUGUAUAAUAUGGCCUUUCAAUUCAAAAGCAAUCUUUCCUCUGGUAAGAAGAAAAGGAGGAUCACUAAGAAAGGCAAAGGGAGCCUUCGGAGCUGCUUAAAGAGAGGAACGCCGUCAAUCCUUCUAUCGAUGGUGAUCAGACUUGUUAAGAUCUCUUCUAUGCUGAGAAUCAUCUGUUAAUCCCCACUUUGAUGUGUUUUGUUGUAAACAUUUCAAUAUUUAUAUAGCAUGAACAUCAGAUCACUUCCAACCUUUGAAA
This is a messenger RNA of Macadamia integrifolia, 2762 nucleotides long. Its product is annotated as armadillo repeat-containing protein 8-like. Gene Ontology annotation, molecular function: protein binding. The transcript is spliced from 8 exons. Bases 118 to 2082 code for a protein of 654 amino acids. NCBI's taxonomy places the organism in Eukaryota, Viridiplantae, Streptophyta, Magnoliopsida, Proteales, Proteaceae. The record is from RefSeq and is a predicted model, not a curated record. Gene Ontology annotation, cellular component: GID complex. Gene Ontology annotation, biological process: proteasome-mediated ubiquitin-dependent protein catabolic process.